UCCACUUGCUUCUGACUACUGUAUGCAAGGCAACACGAUUUCGCCUUCUAAUUCCUAUAAAUUUGCUGCCUUGGCUCAUCAGUCUUACAACUCAAUCAUAUAAACAGAGAGAGAAGCAAAGCAAUUUUCAAAGAAACACAGAAAAACAGAGAGACAAUGGCAAAGCUGUUCAUAAAACAAGCCAAGAAUUAUGCAGAAGGAAGACCCAGUUAUCCAUCCAAGUUGUUUGAAUACAUUACUUCCAAAACUCCCUUCCACGACCUCGUUUGGGACGUCGGCACCGGCACCGGCCAAGCUGCUCAAUCUCUUGCAGCACACUACACCACCGUGAUCGCCACUGACACGAGCCCAAAACAGCUUGAGUAUGCAACCAAACUUCCCAAUGUUCACUACCGCCAAACCCCAUCGACAAUGUCCAUCGAGGAAGUCGAGAAAAUGGUGGCACCACCGGGGACUGUCGACUUAGUCACUGUGGCACAAGCCCUCCAUUGGUUCAACCUCCCAUCUUUCUAUCAAAACGUACGAUGCGUCUUGAAGAAACCUCACGGCAUCAUUGCGGCCUGGUGCUACUCAUUGCCCGAAGUCAAUAAUGCCAUCGACACUGUCCUCCGCCGCAUCUACAAAACAGAUUUUGGGCCGUAUUGGGAUGCACCAAGGAGGUUGGUGGAUGAAGAGUAUAAAACGAUUGAAUUCCCAUUCGAGGCGGUGGAUGGGGAGGAGCCGAUAACGGAGUUUGCAGCAGAGAAGGAGAUGGAGUUUGAGGAGUAUUUGAUAUAUUUAAGGUCUUGGUCAUCAUAUCAAACAGCCAAAGAUUUGGGAAUAGAGCUUCUAAGUAAUGAAGUGGUUGAAGAGCUUGAGAGGGCUUGGAAUGAAGAUGGGGUUAAGGGUAAAAAAGUGGCCAAAUUUCCAAUCCAUUUGAAGAUAGGGAGAGUGGGAAACAAUAACUAAUCAAAACAGAGAUUUAGUGUGUGGAGUAUGCUGAAACUAUAUUGUUAAAUAUUUUCCCAUUUUUCAUGAGAA
Molecule: messenger RNA, 1020 nt
Organism: Cucumis melo (muskmelon)
Lineage: Eukaryota; Viridiplantae; Streptophyta; Magnoliopsida; Cucurbitales; Cucurbitaceae
Exons: 2
Coding region: 157-948 (263 amino acids)
Molecular function (GO): S-adenosylmethionine-dependent methyltransferase activity
Source: RefSeq, a predicted model, not a curated record